CCUAGACAAUAUUAGAAUAUGUUAUAUAACCUAGACAAUAAUAGAAGAUGAUGUGCUCAUAAUCGUGCUUCAUACAAAUGUUAUUGUGGUGUUUUUGCUAAAUUUUGUUAACUCAAAAGUGAUAAUAGAGGAUGAAUUAUGGCGUCGUUUCCCGAGCACGAGGAACACGUGAGGAUUUCAUUUCAUGUCGUCGAUGGACAGAUUCGUUCCAUGUGUAUAGAUAAUACUCAUGGACUUGCUGCUCUCUGACAGAGAGGAGUUAAAACAAAUUAUUUUACAUAUCAGAUGAAUAAAUGAAAUUGAAUGCUCUUAAACAAGCAAUCAGAUUUUUGAAUGUGCACUAUGAAAAGGAUGCGAUUAAUUGGAAAAUAAUGUAAAAUGUCAUCCAUGUCUGGCUUUGCGCAUCCGGGAAACGCUACGAAUAACGCAGCGGCAACCGGGUUGAAUGUGCCGGUAACCGGCAGCGCUUCUAUGAGUGGUGCUUCCUGUGGCUUAAGGCAGCGGCCUGAUUCAGCACCCACUUAUAACUACACUUUACCACUUCCCACGACGGGAUAUGAAUUUUAUCAUCAUCACCGCCACCAUCUGGCUUAUGUGUUCGAGACAAGGCUAUCAGAUAAACCAGUACGCUCAGAAUGGAGCGCCAGUCUGAUAUCGCCUGGUGUGUCCGUGCCGAUAGCCGUCCCAAGGCAACACCCAGAAUUGAGCGUGCAGUAUUGGCCACGUCUACAGUGAUGUAAAACACCACAGCUAUCCAAAUGGAAUUGAUCAGUUACACGUAAUAUAAAUACUUACGUAUUUAGAUACGUAAUUAAUUACUUGAAAACCUUAUGCUUCAGAAUUUUUCUUUAUAAAACUUUUUACAACAUUCAUAUAAAAUUGUAAAAUUUGAGUACUGACAAAACUUGCGAGUGAAACUGUAUUUAUGUUUUCUCAGUAUUUUUAUUAAGUUAUUAAAUAAUGUAUGUAAAUAA
Messenger RNA from Ctenocephalides felis (cat flea), 974 nucleotides. RefSeq names its product paired box protein Pax-6-like. NCBI's taxonomy places the organism in Eukaryota, Metazoa, Arthropoda, Insecta, Siphonaptera, Pulicidae. The coding region runs from base 379 to 735 and encodes 118 amino acids. The record is from RefSeq and is a predicted model, not a curated record. The transcript is spliced from 4 exons.